GGAAAUGCUAUUGUAACUUCUCUAAUUUAAAAAUAAAAAUCUACUAAUUCGAGCUUUGACAAAUAAAAUUCAUGAAUUGGAAUAUAAUCAAAAAUCGAAUUAAACAUAUGUGUAUGGAAAUAAUGAAGAUUUGACCGUUGCAGGUUAACAGUUUUUGGAAUUUUAUUUUUAUGACUACAUGUUGCUUCAAGGGUAUUAUUCACUUUUAGCCUUUAGAUACCCCAACCAGUUAUCAUACUUUAAAAAGCCAAAUGAUAUUAUUUAAUUAAGGUAGAGGUUGAUAAACGAUCAAAACUUGGCAGAAAUCGGGUAUCAAUUGAAUCUUUAAAAUUUUUUGAAAGUUGGCAACCAAAUUCAAUUAAAGUAAUGCAAUUGUAUAUAAUUUAGAACUAAUUAAAAAGUAUUGGCUGACACAAUCAAGGCCUUGAUCAUAGCACAAUAUUAUGAUAAGUAUUAGGACUUGGAAUCUUUAAGAGACCUUCUGUAUCCUGUGAUGGAAUUCUUAAUAAAUAAGUAGGCUAUAAUAAAAUAUCUUGGGUAGAGUGUAGCAGGAAUAAAUUCUCCAAACGUAAUACAAUCCAAAGUCUAGUUUUAUUGAAUAUUUAACAACAAUUAAGGAAGAAAUUGAAGUGUUGCCCAAAAUGAUAGUUGAGUGGAAAAAGAAUCAGAAAAACAACAAUUAGUCAGUGUUUUUAAUUUAGCUUGAAUUAGAUAUUUAGAGUAAAAUUUAGGCUGAAAUUUAUCAAUUGAAAAUAGAGAAGCAAGGAAUUAGUAAGAAAAUCACGGAGUAGCAAGUUUAUUUAGAGGCUUUGCAAGAUUUAAAACGAUGGCUGUCAACUCAUCACUAAAAUUAAAGUUAGUAAGUAGAGCUAUAAUUGGAACAAUAAAUUAAUCUCUCGACUACUUUAGAUUCAAAGCAAUUCAAUAACAUAAAUACUACUGUUUAUGAAUUUGCAGAUUAGCUAGAUAAUGAGGAAAACUAAACAGAAUUUUAUGAUUAAUUAUCAUAAAUGUUAAUUUAAAUGGCAGGGAAGAAUGAAUUAUGA
This is a messenger RNA of Paramecium octaurelia, 1046 nucleotides long. The record is from the annotation of a GenBank genome assembly. Lineage: Eukaryota; Ciliophora; Oligohymenophorea; Peniculida; Parameciidae.